This is a messenger RNA of Mugil cephalus (flathead mullet), 3633 nucleotides long. RefSeq names its product kinesin-like protein KIF23. The record is from RefSeq and is a predicted model, not a curated record. The transcript is spliced from 24 exons. NCBI's taxonomy places the organism in Eukaryota, Metazoa, Chordata, Actinopteri, Mugiliformes, Mugilidae. The coding region runs from base 78 to 3029 and encodes 983 amino acids. Gene Ontology annotation, cellular component: nucleus; kinesin complex; microtubule. Gene Ontology annotation, biological process: microtubule-based movement. Gene Ontology annotation, molecular function: microtubule binding; ATP binding; microtubule motor activity.
CUGUCUGUUGGUCCAACGUUUCUCAAGAGGGAAUUUUUCAAAUCGAGAAGAGGCGGUGGACAUUAACAACACAAACAAUGCAGAGACAGGGCAAAGGGAGGACUCCUCGGAGACCUGGGCCAAAGAAGGCGUCCAGCACAGAGAAGGAUCCUGUAGGAGUUUACUGCCGUAUUCGCCCACUUGGAGCAGAACAUGAGGAGUGUUGUAUUGAGAUGAUCAGCAGCUCCACUAUUCAGCUGCACCCUCCUGAUGGCCUGAAAGCCAACCGCAAUGGGGAAUACAAGGAGGUGCAAUACUCGUUUAAAAAAGUAUUUGGUAUUAAUACUUCUCAAAUGGAGCUGUUUGAAGAUGUUGCCAAGCCACUGGUAGAGGACCUCAUUCAUUGUAAAAAUGGCCUGCUGUUUACAUAUGGUGUCACUGGAAGUGGUAAGACCUUCACCAUGACAGGCUCACCUGGUGAAGGUGGGCUCCUUCCUCGUUCUCUAGAUAUGAUCUUCAACAGCAUCGGCCCGUUUCAGGCCAAGAGAUUUGUGUUUAAACCAGAUGACAAAAAUGGUAUGGAGAUCCAGAAUCAAGUUGACGCUCUCCUGGAGAGACAGAAACAAGACAACAUGCAGUCAGUGCCAAAAACACCAUCUUCCAGGCAAAGGCCUGAUCCAGAAUUUGCAGAUAUGAUCAGCUCGGAUGAAGCAUGCAAGUCUGAGAAUGUCGACGAAGACUGUUGUUACACUGUAUUUGUGUCCUACAUCGAGAUCUACAACAACUACAUCUACGAUCUCCUUGAGGAUGCACCAUAUGACCCAAUCAGACCAAAGUGGAUCGGCGGAGCCACGCCUGUACGGAACAAUGAGUUGGUACCACCUCAGUCCAAGAUUCUGCGUGAAGAUCAGAAUCAUAACAUGUAUGUGGCCGGCUGCACGGAGGUUGAGGUUAAAUCCACAGAGGAGGCUUUUGAAGUCUUUUGGAAGGGACAAAAGAAAAGGAGGAUAGCCAACACUCAGCUCAACCGUGAGUCCAGUCGCUCCCACAGUGUGUUCACAGUGAAGCUGGCACAGGCACCUCUUGAUGCUGAUGGGGACCACAUACUACAGGACAAAAACCAGGUGAACGUGAGCCAGCUGUGUCUGGUUGACCUGGCAGGCAGCGAACGCACCAGCAGAACCAGAGCAGAGGGAAGCCGCCUCCGUGAAGCUGGUAAUAUUAACCAGUCCUUGAUGACUCUGCGCACUUGUAUGGAAGUCUUGCGCGAAAACCAGAUGUGUGGAACUAAUAGGAUGGUGCCAUACAGGGACUCGAAGGUUACUCAUCUCUUUAAAAACUACUUUGACGGAGAAGGAAAAGUCCGGAUGGUUGUGUGCGUCAACCCAAAGGCAGAUGAUUAUGAAGAAACUAUGCUCGUGAUGCGCUUUGCAGAGAUGACUCAGGAGGUGGAAGUGGCACGGCCAGUUGAUCGGCCAAUCUGUGGCCUCGCUGCAGGGCGACGACACAGAAACCAGGCUUUCAGAGAUGAGCUUUCCCGUCGUCUGGAAGAACGCGGAGGUCCCAGUAAUGCUGAUGACCCAGUACUGCUGAAUCAACUCAUGGAAAGCCUUCCAGCCCUGCCUCCCUGCGAGCUGGUGGACCCAGCUGAUGAUCAGACGCUGCCCCGUCUGAUUGAGGUCUUGGAAAGGAGGCAUCACAUCCGUCAGAUAAUGACAGAACAGUUCAACAAAACUGCCAAUACACUUAAGACCAUGCUUCAGCAGUUUGAUAGUCAGCUCAGUGCAAAGGAGACCUUCCUCCACGAUCAACGAAGCAGACUCUCCGAGAAAGACAAAGUCAUCAUCAACCAGAAGUCGGAGAUAGAGCGUCUGGAGAAAAAGUCCAAAACGCUAGAAUACAAGGUCGACAUCCUGCAGAAGACCACAGACAUGUAUGAGCAGGACAAACGCUCACUUCAGCAGGAGCUGGAGACUCGGGAGCAGAGGCUGCAAAGAGAGCUGUCGGAGAAGAAACGCAUGGAGCAGCGCAUGCAGGGCAUGGUGACCGACACCAGGCUCAAGUGGGAGAAGGAGUGUGAGAGACGAGUGAACGCCAAGCAGCUCGAGAUGCAGAACAAACUGUGGGUGAAGGACGAGAAGCUGAAGCAGCUCAAGGCCAUAGUGACGGAGAGCAGCCACGCUGCUGGUUGUCCCCCUGAGCGUCCAGAGAAGCCCGAGAGGCCCUCCAGGGACAGAGAUCGCAACGUGGCCCAGAAGAGGUCUGCCUCACCAUCACCAAAACCUGACUUGAGCCAAACUCCUCGCCACAAUCAAAUUAGGGCAGAUCAGGACUCCCACCCCCCCUCUUCCUCUUCCUCCUCCUCCUCCUCCUCCACUUCAUCCUACCCUUCAGUAGCCUCCUCCAUCUCUGAGUGGGAGCAGAGGUUGCCUGUAGAGUCAAGAAGCCAGACUAGGUACCCUGGGACUCCCCAUGACAGGAGCCGGACUCCCGCCCCAUGCCACAGCACCAGCAGCGUGGGUCGCAGGAGAGGCCAGCGCUGGGCCCCAGACUCUGAGGCCCCUGCUACGACUCUUUAUGGGUUAAACCUUGAGGCAGGCACAAGGCAGACGGCUCCUCCAGUUCACCCAAUGCACAGGCGCUCUCACUCCGCGGGUGGGGAGAAAUGGGUAGACCACAAACCCACUUCUAAUUUGGACCUAGACACUGUCAUGCAGCCAAUCAUUCCCAAUGCAAUCAAGGUGUCGACCCCGAACGAGAAAGCUCUGUCUAAAUGCCACAUGUACGUGCUUAGACAUCAAGAGCUUGCCUCAGACGGGGAGAUCGAGACCAAACUGAUCAAGGGCAACGUUUUUAAGACCAGAGCUGGAGGACAAGCUGUGCAGUUUACUGACAUUGAGAUACUGAAACAAGAGUGCCCAAUAGCACCAAGUCGCAAGAGGCGAUCGGGAUCUGCAGAGGGAUCCACCCAAAUUGAGGACAUUGAAAACAGGGCUCCAGCAGCAAGCACAAGUUCCAGCCAUGGAUAUCAGAAACGUAGAAAACCUUAAGUCGUUGAGCAUGUGAAGGAACUUUAAAUGUUGGCUGACUGGACAGACGAGUGAAAGGAGACUAUGCAUCUUUUUGAGAGAAAUUUUUCUAUUCCACCUAAUCUUUUUUUCUGCUUAUUAGGUUUCAGUAAUAGUUGAAUCAUAGCCCAAAUGUGUAAGCUGUUUCAGUUGCAGUUUGCUGAAUUAGUGUGCGCUUUCCUUUUUGAAUGCUGGAACUAUUUCUUGAAGACAUGGAUAUGCUAAAUGGUCACAUAUGACUUCUCCAUAAUAUAUGUUUUAUUACUUGUGCGUCCACCCAAAGAUUAGAAUAUUUUUUCUUUAUUUUAUUGCUUUUCUUAUUUUUUUUUUUUUUUAACCCCCUAAGGGUUAUUCGCUUAUUAUACGCCACAUGAACAUAAAGAGAGCAUAAACAAAAAAAAAAGUUUUAGAGUUACGAUGUGUACAAGUGCGACUGUAAAUAUUGGCCUGUUCUGUAGCUGGAAUCAUUCUCCGACCACCUGUAAAUACGUGUCAUGAAGCUUUUUACUUCACUUUAUUGAAACAACACCUUUAAAAGUAUAGCACACUAUUCUUUUGGAUGGCAUUAAAUUUAUUCGAACAUCAA